UGUGUGCCCGGGGUCUCUGUCCAGCUUAGACCGUGUACCCACAGGUGCUGGAAGGGGAGCUCUUGCUCAAAGUGCUUUCCAUCACAUAGAGGGUUUCCUGCUGGGUUCACUGGCUCUCAGCAUCUCCCUGCACUAACUGUUCCAGCUCCCGUAUCAGCGGCGGCAGAGGUGCUAGAGUAGUGCUGGGCGAGGCCACUUUAAGAGCAAGCCAGGACUGGUACCCGACAGUGAGGACCCCGCCUUCUUCGUCAGCCUGCACGAUGCCAGCAGCAUGGAACAACCCUUUCUUUGCUCCACCCCAUCACUAGCUUUGGCUGCACUUCCUACUUCUGGUGCCGGGGCUAUAAGAGUCCCGUCCAUCCCUGCAACCAGCCUGCCCGACUGCUUGGAACCUGCUGCCAGCUACUAACAAUCUUGCCAUGGCCAAUCAAGGAGGGCUCAGCCCGGAAAAGAUCGCUGCAUUCACCAAAAAAUGGGAGGAUGACCCGCAGUUCAGACUUGCCCAAAAUGUUACAACCACCAACAGCUCGCUGGAGGUGUGUCUCAGUCGGAAAGUGGUGCAGGACACGGUGCACGUCUUCCAGCAUGCGGUGCCUGCAGAAGGCAAACCGGUCACUGACCAGAAAAAGUCAGGGAGAUGUUGGAUCUUCUCCUGUCUGAAUGUGAUGCGUCUGCCUGUCAUGAAGAACUUUAACAUUGAAGAGUUUGAGUUCAGCCAAGCAUAUCUCUUCUUCUGGGAUAAGGUUGAACGCUGCUACUAUUUUUUAAACGUCUUUGUGGAAACGGCUCAGAAAAACAAGCCUACAGAAGAGAGGCUGAUGCAGUUCCUGCUUUCCAACCCCACCAGUGAUGGAGGACAAUGGGACAUGCUGGUUAAUCUUAUCAAAAAAUAUGGAGUUAUCCCCAAGAAAAAUUUCCCUGAAUCUUUCAACACAGAGGCCUCUGGGAAGAUGAAUGAAAUUUUGAAUCAUAAGAUGCGGGAGUACUGUAUGCGACUAAGAAACAUGGUAGCAAAUGGGUCAACUGAGGAAGAACUCGAAGAAGCAAAGGACGCUAUGAUAGAGGAGAUAUUCAGAAUAGUGAGCAUCUCCAUGGGGAGCCCCCCCGAGACCUUCUCCUGGGAGUUCCGAGAUAAGGAGAAGAACUACCACAAGAUCGGCCCCGUGACCCCACUGCAGUUCUACCAAGAGCACAUCAAGCCGCUCUUCAACAUGGAAGACAAGAUUUGUCUAGUGAAUGAUCCUCGACCCCAGAACCCGUACAACAAGCUCUACACUGUAGAGUACCUGGGCAACAUGGUGGGAGGGAGAAAAACGCUCUACAACAACCAGCCUGUCGACCUGUUGAAGAAGAUGGCUGCAGCUUCCAUUAAAGAUGGCGAGGCUGUGUGGUUUGGCUGUGAUGUUGGAAAACACUUCCACAGCAGGCUGGGCAUCCUUGAUAUGCAAGCGUUUGACCAUGAGCUGGUGUUCGGUGUCUCUGUCAAGCAGAUGAACAAAGCAGAACGAUUAAUCUUUGGGGAAUCAUUGAUGACCCAUGCCAUGGUCCUCACUGCCUUCUCGGAGAAGGAUGGGCAAGAAGAAUCAUUUGAGAAAUGGAGGGUGGAGAAUUCCUGGGGUGCAGACGCUGGUAAUAAAGGUUACCUGAUCAUGACGGAUGACUGGUUUUCUGAGUACGUGUACGAGGUGGUGGUGGAUAAGAAGCAUAUGCCAGAAGACGUCUUAGAACUGAUGCAGCAGGAACCUAUUGUCUUGCCAGCAUGGGACCCCUUGGGUUCACUAGCGAAGUGAACUGCAGAGCACUUGCCUCCCAGUGAGCAACCAGAAGUAGAUGUAAUAGAGAAUCCCAGAAACCAGAAGCCAUAGCCAAAUGAUGUGACCAAGCGCAGAGCUUGGUCCAUAGUCUUUAAAUGUAUGCUAAGGAUCUUUUCAAGAAACAACGCUUUCCUGAAUGGCCGAGUGAAAAAAAAAAAGUGUCAGACUACUCUGCGCCUGCACAGAAAAUUUGCCCACCUCAUCAUGCUACUGUAUAAGUGCUUUCAAUGACAGUUGGAUUUUAUCUCUUUAAUAAUGAACAUAACCCUGUAAAAUUGUUUUGACCAGUGCUUUCCAUAGGAAAGAUGAUUGUAGAUGGCCAUAUUUUAGGAUAAUUAGCUGACUGAUAUCAAUUAGAAAAGUACAGCAAAAUGUACAUUAGUCAUUCCUGGUUUUACUUGUACUGUAAAAGUAUCCAGAGUCAUUAGUUACUUAGAGUGUUUCAAGAGAGCUGUUUACAUUUACUAGGGGGUUCAUCUUCAGGGGGUAGGUGUGCAGACAUGGUUUAAUUUUCUUAAGAAUAAUGUAUCCAAAACUGAUUCCCAUUCCAGCAGCAUUGAGCUUUUUCCUGAAUGUACUUAGUCUGACUUGCUUUCUGCUUUGCCCUAUCAACGUAUGACCAACUGAUUCUCAUCUGUACCCACACGAAUGUUGUUUUUCAAUAAUAUUAGCAGGAACUACCAGCAAUUAGUUCAAAGGCAGAGUUAGAGAAUAUGGUGCCAGUUUUUAUUUACUGCACUUUAUUUGGACAUCUUCAACUAAAUACUGCUAGGAAACUUUUAAUUAAAACCCUUUCUGGUGUUAAAGGUACAGCGCUGUUUCCCUCUCCUCUCCUCCCCCAAAUUGGCCACAUGCAUCUUCACCGCAUUGGAAAGAUGUUAGUGACCCACAGAACACUUGCAGGUCAACAAGGCAUGUUACAUGCUCUUCUUAGUAGUAGAAGUCACGAGUUCUUCCACAGAGGAAGACAUUCACACUACAGGAGCUCAAGAAUCGAGGUAAUGAGCACAGUGUAAAUGCUAGAAGCCAAACCAAGCCAAGCUGUUAAGCCGCUUAACAUGACCUCUUUGACUGUGAUUUGUGCUGUUCUGCACUGAAUCUUCACUCAUUGGGCAGGGGUAGGACAAAGAAGAAAAUACUGACUGAAAAGAAUAAUCCACUGACCUACUGUAGAUAAAACAGUGCUGGCCUUAAGCACAAGCAAGGAAUGGGAAGGUUGGGGUUCCAAAUUCAGCUUCUAUUAUUGGCAUAUGUGCAUGAAAAUGUAUUUUCACCUCUAAUAAAGUUCAUUAAAAAUUCA
Messenger RNA from Pelodiscus sinensis (Chinese soft-shelled turtle), 3114 nucleotides. RefSeq names its product bleomycin hydrolase-like. Gene Ontology annotation, cellular component: cytoplasm. The record is from RefSeq and is a predicted model, not a curated record. NCBI's taxonomy places the organism in Eukaryota, Metazoa, Chordata, Testudines, Trionychidae. Gene Ontology annotation, molecular function: cysteine-type aminopeptidase activity. Gene Ontology annotation, biological process: proteolysis; response to toxic substance; L-homocysteine catabolic process.